Dothidotthia symphoricarpi CBS 119687 is the source of this 874-nucleotide messenger RNA. RefSeq lists its product as uncharacterized. Gene Ontology annotation, molecular function: proton transmembrane transporter activity. Lineage: Eukaryota; Fungi; Ascomycota; Dothideomycetes; Pleosporales; Dothidotthiaceae. The record is from RefSeq and is a predicted model, not a curated record. The transcript has 4 exons. Bases 334 to 633 code for a protein of 99 amino acids. Gene Ontology annotation, biological process: proton motive force-driven ATP synthesis.
AUUUGCGACGACUGUGUACUUAGGCCUGGUGGGGUGACCAUUCGGGAUCGUGAUGUGCCUACACCAGUAUGAGGAGGGUCUCCUUGGACGAGUGGCGGAUAGCACCAAGCAACGUGCUAGGCAAAGCAAGAGAUGAUCAAAUACAGUCUAGAAUCUAUUGAAGACGUCCGCAAUGCGGGGAGAAAGUCAAUCGCCAGCACCACGUGACACGGCUCUUUCCGGCGCCGACAUCUGCAAGAGCUUUUGCCGACAACACCAGCGACGACCACCACCCCCAUCACCAGUCAUCACCACGGGCCUCUGCACCGCCGUCCAACACCCACAUCCACCACGAUGAACGCCCGCAUCCUCCGCCCCUUCGCCAGGGCCGCCUUCCGCGCGCCCACGGCCGUCCGCCCCGCCUUGCUCGCACGCCCCGCGCUCGCCGCCCAGCAGAACAAGAAGACUGAGGUUGGCGCCCAGCAGAUGACGAUGCUCAAGUCGGCUAUGCCCCAGCUUAUCCCGUUCUUCUUCGUCAACGAGACGACGGUGGCGUUUGUCCUGCUGCCGUCCCUCAUCUACAUCAUGUCCAAGUACAUUCUGCCCCAACGCGUGCGUCUUUUCGCUGCUAGGCUGUUUAUUAGCAAGUUGUAGGGUGAUGCUAGGGAGGGUGUGUACUUGUACAUAUUAGGCGGGUGGAUUGAUGAAUGAAUGGGGUUGGACGUAUCGGAUAGGAAGUGUGUAGUCUGGGACAAUACGACUAGGCACUAUAUCCAGACGCUAUGCGCCUUCUGGAAGUGUAUACAACCCCACUCGCCCAUCCCACACCACAACAUAACACAGAAACAAGCAAAGAACUAGACCGCUUCCAUUAUAUCUGCUGCAUACAUAUCCC